CGCGCAUGCUCCCUAGCUAUCCACCUUCAUGCAUGUCAACAAAAACAAACGUCAAAUCGUGUUGAAGCUGAGCUUUCUCACGUCACGUCUCCGGUAUGAUCGUGUAUGUGCGCUUUAACUCCAGUGAUCCGGUGGAGGUGGAGGUGGAGGAGGGGACGAGUGUAGCCGAGCUGAAGCAGACGGUGGGGCGACUGCGAGGCGUUCAGCCUGAUCAACUGCGUGUCAUUUUUGCUGGGAGAGAGCUCUGUGGAGAUUCCACACUACAGGCUUAUGAUCUGCCCGAGCAGAGUACGGUACACGUGGUGCUGCCUCCAGCUGGUUCCACACGCCGUUCAGAGCUGGUGCUGCAGCGUAGGCUGAGCAGAGGAGUAAACAGUCUGACCCGACUGGACCUCAGUGCCUCACGACUGCCUGCCACCUCCACCGGCCUUGCUGUCAUCCUAGAGAAUGAGGACUCACACACACAAACAGAGACCAAACCCCACAGCUCUUUCUACGUGUUCUGUAAGACGGUGUGUAAAUCCAUUCAGCCGGGAAAACUACGUGUACGGUGCCGAACCUGCAAGCAAGGAACCCUGACGCUUAGCCGGGGACCCUCGUGUUGGGAUGACGUGCUUCUUCCUGAUAGGAUUCAUGGUGUGUGUCAGUCAGAGGACUGCGAUGGCCGGAUGGCGGAGUUUUAUUUGAAGUGUGCUGCACAUCCCACUUGUGAUGAUGACACCUCGGUGGCACUAGACUUGAUCAUGAGCAACGUCCUCCAUGUCCCCUGCAUCGCCUGCACUGACAUUGUGAGUCCUGUUCUGGUGUCUCAGUGUGCUGAGCGUCAUGUGAUCUGUUUGGAUUGUUUCCACAUGUACUGUGUUACUCGACUGAACGAGCGACAGUUCAUCCACGAUCCUGUGCUGGGAUACUCACUACCCUGUGCUGCUGGAUGUUCAGAAUCUCUCAUUAAAGAACUGCAUCAUUUCCGGGUACUGGGAGAUGAGCAGUAUGAACGGUACCAGCGCUAUGCGGCGGAGGAGUGUUUGCUGCAGAUGGGGGGAGUUCUUUGCCCUGCUCCAGGCUGCGGGGCGGGUCUCUUUGUCGAGGAUGAACGCAGGAGGGUGCAGUGCGAACUGAAAGGUGGCCUAGGAUGCGGGUUUGUGUUCUGCCGGGACUGUAAGGAGGCGUACCAUGAUGGUGAAUGUACACAGCACCGUUCCUCAGCAGCAGGACGGCCCACGCAGGGUUAUGUGGUGGAUGAAGAGGCUGCCCUGCAGGCCCGCUGGGAACAAGCUUCACAGAACACUAUAAAAGAGACGACGCGGCCAUGUCCCAAAUGCAGAGUCCCUGUGGAGAAGAAUGGUGGCUGCAUGCACAUGGUGUGUCCUCGUGCACAAUGCAAGUUCCAGUGGUGCUGGCUGUGUCGUGUGGAGUGGAAUAGAGAAUGUAUGGGAAACCACUGGUUUGGAUGAGCUGCACAUUUCUAAAGCUUGAAUAUACUCAGGGAAGUGUAUCUGUGGGUAAUUUGCACAGCAGGCCUUCAGCUGCAACUAGAACGAGUAUCAGUGUUAUUAUGCCAUGCAAAUCUGAGUGAAAUCCAGGAAGCUGUGCAUCAUGUGAAUCUAAAUAGAAAUAUUUAUAUCAGGCACAUUGUUUAAAUCAUAUGUCAUUUUGUUGGCAUGCUUCUGAUACUGUACUAUUAAAUCUUAUUAAAAUAUUUCAAUGAAA
Messenger RNA from Tachysurus vachellii, 1710 nucleotides. RefSeq names its product parkin RBR E3 ubiquitin protein ligase (gene prkn). The record is from RefSeq and is a predicted model, not a curated record. Gene Ontology annotation, cellular component: cytoplasm; ubiquitin ligase complex; cytosol. Gene Ontology annotation, biological process: positive regulation of proteasomal ubiquitin-dependent protein catabolic process; regulation of mitochondrion organization; ubiquitin-dependent protein catabolic process. NCBI's taxonomy places the organism in Eukaryota, Metazoa, Chordata, Actinopteri, Siluriformes, Bagridae. Bases 96 to 1454 code for a protein of 452 amino acids. Gene Ontology annotation, molecular function: ubiquitin protein ligase activity; ubiquitin conjugating enzyme binding; zinc ion binding. The transcript is spliced from 12 exons.